AACAUCUUCGGUUCGGCGCCAGAGAGACGAACAGCAGCCCAGUCUGCCGGAACCAGAACCAGCUGGGAACCCGAACCGCCCCGGAACCUGCAGGUUCUCCACAGCAUCAUGUCUGUCACUUCUGAGGUUCUGCAUGAUGAUCUUCUCAUGGCCAAAGAAAGACGGAUAAAAGAGGAGGAACCAGAACCACAGACUGAGACAAACUGGGAACCAGAACUUCAACCAAUCAAAGCAGAACAAAUUCAGCUGUGGGUCUUUCAGGAUGAUGGGCAGCUUUUAAUGAAACAGGAGAGCAGCGCCUCAAUGGUGAGUGCUGGCGCUGACCCAGAACUGGAGCAGUGGACGGACACCAAGCAGGAACCAGAACCUGUAGAGAUUAAAAAGGAACCAGCGGAUCCAGAACCGGUGAGGAUCAAAGAGGAACAUGAGGAUUUCUGCAGUGAUCAGGUUAAAGAUCAUGUUGUGGUGAAGCAGGAGCCUGAAACCUUGGUGGUGAGUCCUGCUAAUGAGCAAAAACCCAUCAGUGAUCCGGAACCAGCCAGGAACCAGCUGUUCUCUGGAAGCCAUCCUGCAGAUGUGAACCAACAUCAGCCAGGAAGCAACCAGGAAGUCUCAGGGUCCAGUAAAGGCCUGCAGCUGGAGAACAGACCUCAGCACCGCAGAAGUUACAGGGACAAUGUGGACAUUUUAGAACUAGAAAGGCAAAAAUCUGCUGCGUCCCGUUGCAGCGUUUGUGGUAAAUGUUACACUAAACCGUACUAUUUGACUGCUCACAUGAAAACACACACGAGGGAAAAGGUGCACUGCAAAAUUUGUGGUAAAGCUUUCAGAAAGCACAGAAACUUGACUGUUCACAUGAAAAUUCACUCCGGUGAAAUGCCUCAUGUUUGUGAAUCAUGUGGUAAAUCUUUCAGAAAGAGCUGCGAGUUAGCCCAUCACUUUGCCACUCACACAGACGAGAAACCGUUUAGUUGUGAAUCUUGUGGUAAAUCUUUCAGAGAUCGUUCUUAUCUAUCCUACCAUAUCAAAAUGCGGGCAGACGCAAAGCCGCUGGCUUGUAAAGUGUGCGGUGAAUCCUUUUACUCUUCCUGUCUUUUAAGUAGUCACAAGAGAACUCACACAGCUGACAGGUCUUUCUCAUGUCUGACCUGUGGAAAGGAUUUCACCAUGCAGUCUAAGCUAACUGCACACAUGAGAAUUCACUCCGGGGAGAAGCCGUACUCGUGUAGCGUUUGUGGUAAGACUUUCAGAGUUGCCAGUCAGUUGACUGUUCAUGUAAGAACUCACUCGGGUGAGAAACCAUAUUCAUGUAACGUUUGUGGGAAAACGUUCAGAGUGGCCGGUCAGUUGACUGUUCAUACAAGAACUCACACAGGUGAGAAGCCGUACACAUGUAACGUUUGUGGUAAGACCUACAGGCAGGCCGGUCAGUUCAGAGUUCAUGUAAGAACGCACGCAGAUGAAAGGCCUUAUUCUUGUGAGCUGUGUGAGAAAUCUUUCAGAGAGAGAUAUCAUUUAGCUAAUCAUCUCAACACUCACGCAGAAGAGAAGCCUUAUCCCUGUGAGCUGUGUAAUAAAUCCUUUCGAUGUGGUGGUCGUUUAUCUAAACACCUUAAAACUCACACAGCUGAGAAACCUUUUUUGUGUUUGACUUGUGGGAAAGAUUUCACCCAGCAGUCUGACCUAGAUGCGCACAUGGAAACUCACAAAGCAGAAAGGCCAUAUCCUUGUGAGCAAUGUGACAAAUCUUUCAGAGAGAGUAGUCAUUUAGCCAAUCACCUUCGGACUCACACAGCUAAGAAACGCUUUCCUUGUGGAUCAUGUGAAAAAUCUUUCAGGUGGAGUUCUGAGUUAACCAAUCACCUCAGAAUUCACACAGGUGAGAAACUCUAGUUGUGCAUCUUGUGAGAAGUCGUUCACACAGCGCAGAGAACCGACCGGCCACACGAGAACUCGAAGAGGAAGAGGGUAGGCUAAUUACUAUUUCAAUUGUUACAUUGUUACCAUUUAUGACCAUAAACUGCGGCACGUCACUGAAUCACCGCACUGAAGGGUCAAAUAGUUUUUACCUGCCAAAUAAUGUAAAUGAAUGUUUUUAGAUGUAAUUUUGGCCUGGAAAAGAUAAAACGCAUGAAUCUGUAUAUGAAGAGUAAUGUUUUCCCCAGUAGCAACGUUAUUCUUUGUCAGUUAUAAUAACUUGGAAUCUAAUGAACAUCACAUGCUUCAGAAAAACAAGUCGCCAUGAUGACGACGGUGCUGCUGCUAGCAGGCGCAGGCUAAGCCCGGUGAGGCUAGCUUUAGCCCGGUGAGGCUAGCUUUAGCUCGGUGAGGUUAGCUUUAGCUCGGUGAGGCUAGCUUUAGCUCGGUGAGGCUAGCUUUAGCUCGGUGAGGCUAGCUUUAGCUCGGUGAGGCUAGCUUUAGCCCGGUGAGGCUAGCUUUAGCCUGGUGAGGCUAGCUUUAGCUUGGUGAGGCUAGCUUUAGCUCGGUGAGGCUAGCUUUAGCCCGGUGAGGCUAGCUUUAGCCUGGUGAGGCUAGCUUUAGCUUGGUGAGGCUAGCUUUAGCUCGGUGAGGCUAGCUUUAGCCCGGUGACCAGUCAGCUCUUGGUUUUACACAAUGCAGCCGCCAUUAUUGUGGUUUUCUGUUUUUAACUCCUCUUCAGUGUCAUGUAUUGAUUCAGGUUUAUGAUAAAUGUUUCAAUAUAUAUUUUAAGUUCUAGUAAGACAAGAUCGAAAAUGCGUUUACUGUAUUAUGCGUUUUCCAGCCAUAUAGUAUCAUUUUAUAGCAUUAUCAAGUAACUAUGUUUUGUUUGGUUGUUAUAAAAAUACUGUAUAUAUAAAAUGACUUAACAAUUUAAUGCGUUGACAUUUGGGGCUCUGUCACUUUAAGAAGCUCCUGCUCUUUCUGCUGCCAGCACGUCAUCACAUCAACAUUCCUCUUUAAUCCUUUACUAAAACGACAGGCCUGUAAAUGUGUACCGUACUUACAAUAUGAUGGAUCAUGACAAAAAUAAAGGAAUCUGUGGUUCUGUUGUUCAGAAAGCAGCUAUUUAUUUCAGUCGAUGGAUAAAUGACGAGAGUUUAACUGUUCAAAACGUUUCACUGCUGUCAAUAACUUAUUCAUCCAGCAUAUAACUUUAAAUGCACAUCAGUUGAUGUUCUGCAUUUGGUGGCAGUGUAGGUUGCGGGUUUGAAUCCCCACCUGGGGUUUUCUGAAUAGAGUCGGUUCAAGUCUUCUUGGGGACUCCAGCUGCUGCAGUCCGAGUUGUGGCUCCCCAGGGUGUGUCCUGGUUCUCUGACCCAGUGAUCAGAGGACCAGGUCACCGGUUCCCAAGUGGAUAAAAGCACAGAGCGUUUAGUGGAGGCCCCGCCCCCUUCGCCUCCACCCAUCUCACUCCCUGCUUUCACUGUGUUGCUAAACGGUCGCUGAGAGCGGAGAAGAAGCAAAAUAUCAAUAUUGCUGUCUUGAAUAAAACAUGGCAACAAACUUCGCACAGAGCUGUGUUGAAAUAGUUUGACUUCCUGUGUGGAGAACAGGAAGCAGAUUUCUCUCUGUGAACAAAAUGUCGCCAUUUUCAUCACGUCUGAAUGACUGAGAGGCGAUUCGACACGUUGGCUGCAGCAUGUGGAAGCUUGGAGGAUGUUACUGACAUGACCAGAUGAAAUUAGUCAGGCUGAGAUUUUGUCAGGUAGAUCAUUUUCACCCAGCUGUAGAUGGAUGAUGUUAGAUGCUGAAUGAGGGGAAGAACUGAACAUUGUGAAUAUUUACCAUCAUAAUGUCUCAGUCACAGAAACCCUCUGUGAUCUGGUGAGAAGUUCAGGGACUUUCCGUCAAAUCAGAUAAAUCCUCCCAGGCUUCAGAAUCUGCCAACACAAAGCUGAGCAUCAACCAAAACCCAUUUAUUACCCAGACAUUCACUCAUUAUCCAAACUAGAUCUAGUUGAUUUAUGGAGGUAGUGGAUGUAUUCAGCUAAACAUUAAAAAAUGACUGAUUAAAAUUGUCCUUAUGUUGUUUACAAACAUUAAACAAUCACUUUCAAAGUGAGCUCUGGAGCCAGUUAAUGUGUUUUGGUGCUUUAUAAGCUAACAGACGUAUUUUCAAGUGUUUGUUCUGAGAUACAGAGGAAGGACUUCAUUUAGUCUCCAAGAUGAAAAUCUGUGAGUUGAGAAGAGUGGAUCAUUUCUUGUUUUUUUUUUCUUUAUUAGUGUUUUCUAUGUGCUGAAAGUUUUGCCAUCACGUGAAUAUUAUGACUGGAAGCAGCCAGAAUAGAGCAGAAAUAACUUUCAUUUUCCUCAGGGAAAAGAUUCAGAUGCAGCAGCAGGAAAUGAAGAUUCAUAGAAAAAACAAAGUCAGACCAACUUACUGCUGGACUGUUCAAACAAAUGAAUAUGAUUUACUGGAAGUAUUACUUUCAUAACCUGGAUGUUUUUACGUCCACUUUAGUAAAUAUAUGCUGAGGUAUUUGGCUGCUCUACCUCCUGCUUCUGUUGCCAAACAGAUAUUCAUAUUUGUAGCCUUUUUUUCCCUAAAAGCCAAAUAAAAAUUCCAAAAA
Poeciliopsis prolifica (blackstripe livebearer) is the source of this 4550-nucleotide messenger RNA. Its product is annotated as gastrula zinc finger protein XlCGF57.1-like. The record is from RefSeq and is a predicted model, not a curated record. Gene Ontology annotation, molecular function: DNA-binding transcription repressor activity, RNA polymerase II-specific. The transcript is spliced from 2 exons. Gene Ontology annotation, biological process: negative regulation of transcription by RNA polymerase II. The annotation marks the transcript as partial. Lineage: Eukaryota; Metazoa; Chordata; Actinopteri; Cyprinodontiformes; Poeciliidae.